Molecule: messenger RNA, 2241 nt
Organism: Brettanomyces nanus
Lineage: Eukaryota; Fungi; Ascomycota; Pichiomycetes; Pichiales; Pichiaceae
Exons: 1
Coding region: 1-2241 (746 amino acids)
Cellular component (GO): preribosome, large subunit precursor
Molecular function (GO): protein binding
Source: RefSeq, a predicted model, not a curated record
AUGACGUCAAGUGAUCAUAUCUUUGAAGAAGAUGUCGACAAGAUGAUUGAAGAGAAGCAAAAGGAGGAAGAUGAGGAGAUGGAUGAGGAGAGUGAUGGAGAGGAAGAAGUUGAUGAGGUAGAGAGGGGUCGAGAAGGAGAAGACGAAGGAGAAGAAGAAGACGAAGAAGAAGAAGACGAAGAAGGAGAAGGAGAAGGAGAUGGAGAAGGAGAAGGAGAAGGAGAAGGAGAUGGAGAGGGAGAAGGAGAAGGAGAAGGAGAAGGAGAGGGAGAAGGAAAAGGUAAAGGUGAAGAGGACGAAGGGGAUGACGAAGAUGAUGCUAGGAAGGGAGAAGCUGAGGGAGAUGAGCUGGAUGAAGGAAAAGAAGAGGAAGAGGAGGACGAAGAAGAAGAAGAAGAAGAAGAGGAAGAUGAUGAUGACGGUGGCAGAGAAGAAGAUGAGGGUAAUAGUGAUGGUGAAGUUGACACGGAAGACGAUACAGACGAUGUUGGAGGCUCUGAUGAUGUCGAAGGGACAGGUGAAAGUAGUACAAAAACGACUGAUACGAAGUAUGAUGCACAGCCCCCCGAUACUUCUAAGCGAUCAGAACCGGGGUCUGCUAAAAUUGCUACUGACAUAACGGAGCAAAGUGAUUCGACGGAACUAAUCGAAACAGUAGAACAAAGCAAAUUUGCUGACCGGAAGAAUGCAAAGAAAACCGAGAGUCUAGAGCCAGGAGUUCAUGGAAAGACCAGCCAAACGGAAGAGAAGGAUCUCAGCUCUUCUGUUGAGGAUAAUUCAGAUCUUACGGCGCGUCAAAAGCUAGUAAGAGACGCAUCUAAGGUGAACGUAACUGAAAUUCUUCCCCUGGUAGCCAUUCCUUAUUCGUUUCCCGUUCAUUCUUUAGCUUUUAGUAAGGGUCCUAAAUGGAUGUUUACCGGAGGAGAAGACGGUCUUAUUAGGAAGUACGAUUUCUUUGGAUCUGUGGAGGGAAAGUCCCCGUUGACUGUGGCUCAGAGGCAUCAGUUAGUUGAUUCGAUAGCGUUUGGGGGAAUGAUCUCAUCCUAUUGGGAGAACGAACAACCCUACUAUAAAGAGGAACUAUUGAAAGAGUUGGUGAAGGAACAACAAACAAAAGGUAAGGGAGGACGGACUAAGAAAAUGGACAUUAAUUCAAUUACAUUAUACGAGCCUCGGCUGUCGCCAGUAUAUUCUUUGGCUGCACAAUCGGAUGCGUUUUGGUUGUUAAGCGGAUUGAAGAGCGGAGGAAUAGCCUUACAGUCUACUAGGUCGAAUGAAGGCUGUAUACAGUAUUACUUCAAAAAUGGUCUCGGAGAGCAUCAGCACAGCAGUGCAGUGUCGUGUCUAAAAUUGAACUCUACGGAUGACAAGUUUUUAAGUGGUUCGUGGGAUAAAAAGAUCUUGCAAUGGGAUCUCAACACCGGUGCAUGCACUGCUGUUUUCAACAAGUCAACGGGACAGGUGUCGAGUAUUGAUUGCAGGCCAAUUGUUGGUAUCGAUAUACCUCUUUUGAAAGAUGAUGAUGCAGGCGAGGAUAUGGAUUCGAAGCCAGAUAAAGACGCCGCUGAGGAUGAUGAAGAUAGCACAAAGGGCCAGAUUAAAAAAGAUCUCGCCAUGGACUCCAAGACCACACUCCAGAAAGGACGCUAUGAAGGUGUUAUUAGGUCAGACAAUGUGUUUGUAUCGUCAUCUAUUAACGGCAUAGUGAAUAUCUGGGAUGUGAGGAUGCCGGAAGAAAGUAAUCAGGUCGGAACUAUAGGGCUUCAUAAUGAGACGAGCCCGUGGUGUAUGUCGGCCAUAUGGUCUGUGGACGGAAACUCGAUCUUUGCUGGAAGAAGAAACUCCGUCGUGGAAGAAUAUGAUGUGAGAAACUUGAAAAAAUAUAAGGACGUUCUUCGGUUUCCUUUGGCCUCUGGACCAAUCAGCUGUGUUCGCUCUCUUCCCAAUAAAAAUUACCUACUCUGCGGUUGUGAAGACAAUAUUAGGCUGUACGAUCUUCGACUCUCUGACUACCACCAGGGAGAAGAAGACAGGUCCUAUGAUCAUCAUCGUGAUCACCAUCAUCAUAAGAGGAGAAGAAGAAAAGUGCCGUUUAUGAUUGUUCCGGGACAUAAUGGAGGAGUUUUGAGUGAUAUGUACGUAGAUCCAACCUCCAGGUUUGUGGUCAGUGCUAGUGGUAAUAGGGGAUGGCACGGAAAGGCCAGCGAUUAUGUCUUUAUCUACGAGAUCCAGAAGGCAUGA